CCGCGGAUUGUUCUAAGAGUUCACAAUUCUUACAGUGAUAUGAGUUAUCUCCUGAAAUUUAAACAAUAAUUACAAAAAAAAUCAGUAUAUAAUUACAAAUUAUACAAAGAACACGAAAUAAAUACAGUAGGUGUUACUGUUAUUGGGGUGUACAAUACGAUAUACAUGUAGAUACAACAAUAUGAAUGGUAAAGUAAUAUAAUAUAUUCUCGUACGUAAACAAAACCAUUACGGACUGACCGCCCUUCUUACGUGUUCCUCUGAUUCAGUUCCUCGAAAAAUAUGACUCAUCAGCCUCAAGUCGUAGAGAUUCGCCCUUUUACCGAUAUAUCAAGUUGUGCCAGUAAUAAGUUAAAAAAAAACAAGAAGCUUACGGUGAUACACAUGUUAAUGCUGAACAAACUUUCAAAGCUAGUGUAAAUGACAACUGCAAGCCUAAAUAAUAAGCCUAAGAAGUUCUAAAUCAAGAAUCGAAUUUAUACUCGCAAGUGGUCGUGGUGGACUGUUCUGGUAAUGGAGGGAAACAUGUCAUAUACACUUGAGUUGUAUAAUGAACAAUAUAGUUCAAGUAAUUCCAAUGACAGUGAAGGUGCUACUAUCCCAGGUUACUCUUACCCGUAUCAAGUCCAGGAUGUGUCACAGAUCUCUACCAUUGGACAGACCAAAGCCCAGGAUGUGUCACAGAUCUCUACCAUUGGACAGACCCAAGCCCAGGAUGUGUCACAGAUCUCUACCAUUGAAGAGACCCAAGCCCAGGAUGUGUCACAGAUCUCUACCAUUGAAGAGACCCAAGCUCAGGAUGUGUCACAGAUCUCUACCAUUGAAGAGACCAAAGCCCAGGAUGUGUCACAGAUCUCUACCAUUGAACAGACCCAAGCUCAGGAUGUGUCACAGAUCUCUACCAUUGAACAGACCCAAGCUCAGGAUGUGUCACAGAUCUCUACCACUGAACAGACCCAAGCUCAGGAUAUGUUCUGUCUUGUAACUGAUAAAGCUUCAGGCCUGGUCUAUUUAGUCCCCCAUCCAGCCCAGACGCUGGACACAUCAAGGAACAACUUACUCCAGACCCCCAUCUGUGAUGGAGGUGCACCAUCAUCGAGGGCAAUGGAACCACCAGCCACCAUGAAAGACGAAAAUGAUUUGCCUGAAAUAGCUGCUUUGUUGGCUACUGGCCCACAACUGGAUAUUGAUGAAAACUCACUUGAACCAGACAAACCUCAACAGAGUAGUCGUAAGCAUAAACGUAGCACUAUCUCUGCCACCCAUAGGACACCUAAAAACAGGUGCAAGAAAAAAUUGAAAAAGUAUCAGAUGGACGAGCCAAAAGAUCCAUUAAAAAAAGCACAGUGGGUAAAUGCCAAAAAGGCUAAAGAGUUACGAGAGAAAAAGAAGGCAUUGGAUAAAAAAAUAGAAGAAGAAUUAAAAACACUAAGAAGGAAAUUAGAAUUAAUUACAGAAGAACGAGAUUAUUUGUCAGGAGAGCUGGAAAAGGCAUGUACAGAGCGCGAUAGGGCAUGUACAGAGCGAGAUAGGGCAUAUACAGAGCGUGAUAAGAUGUCUAUAGAGAGAGACUUUAUGUCUAGAGAGCGGGAUUUGGGGUCAAGAGAGAUAGAUCGGCUGAGGGAGGAAUUGAGGGCCAAGAACGAAGAAUGUAAUCACAUUUUUAGUGGUCUCUUCCACUAGUGCAGGUAUUGAUAGCAUCCCAGCCAGGUUUUUGAGGAACAGUGCCACUAUAUUAAAGACAUCAGUAACAUAUCUAAUUAAUUAUUACAUUCAUACCAAUACUCUACUGGAUGAGUAUAGGUUUGCCAGAGUAUCAUUUAUAAGAAAGACGACAGGUCUGAUAUACUGUAGGUAAUACAGGCCAGUUGGUAUCCUGUGCACUGUGUCCAAAAUCCUAGAGAGAGCAGUAUAUGUUCAGGUGGAAAGAUAUCUCCGGGAGAGCAGGCAUCCUCCACAUUAUGGAAUCCCUAGUUACAGAAUUUUGCCCUUAUGGAAUUUUGAAAUUAUGACCCAAAUUUUGGACUAUGGAAAAAAACUCAUCUUUGUGGAAUUUGGGUAAUUUUUUACUAUUAAAAAAAAUCACGAUGUUUAACCCAUAUUUUUACCCAAAUUUGAAAAAUGAUUUUUUGUAGAUUUUCUGUGGCAGCCAAAAGGUGGUUGGAAGGCCGCUCACCUCUCAAGUUGCCAACAACCACCACAAAAAUGGCUUUGCUCAGAUAGAAUUCUUUUUCCAGCUUGUGUUCACUUAUGCAUUUGUGCUCAGAACUGAUUCACCCUUAUGGAAUUAUGGUUAAUUUAUUAAGAAUUUGAAAAGAAAAAAUUGUGAUAUUGAAUAAAAUAAUAUCACCGAAAUUAUAACAUGUAUUUCAUGUGGAUUCUGGUAGUAGGUACUUGACUGCUGGCAGGCAGCUCACCUCAUCAGCUGAUAAUAGCCACAGCAACAAUGGUGCUCCUCAGUAAGAAUUCUUUCCCUAGUUUAUGUUCAGUUAUAUGUUCGGUAAUGAUGUCUCUGUUACUGUGUCCCUUUAUUCAAGAUGAGUGACAAAACACCAUUAAGUUCAAGUGAAAGCAGUGGUGGUAAAAGAUUCCAUAAAAGAAUUUCGUUGAACAGUAAGUAACUCAUAUUGCACCACCUCACCUCACUCAGCACUCAACAUCAUUUCUGGUUAGUAAAAUUCGAGUCUUUUAUUCAUUUAUUAUCAUGUUACACCAGGAAAGAACAUUAUGUGGUUAAAACACCUAAUUUCAUCUUUAUAUAUACAGCUAGACUCCAACUUACGACGGGGUUAGGGACCCAAAUCCAGGUCGUAAGUCCGACAUAGAUAAAAAAAAAAAAAACUUUUUUUUUU
Molecule: messenger RNA, 2852 nt
Organism: Homarus americanus (American lobster)
Lineage: Eukaryota; Metazoa; Arthropoda; Malacostraca; Decapoda; Nephropidae
Exons: 2
Coding region: 514-1683 (389 amino acids)
Source: RefSeq, a predicted model, not a curated record